AUGGGCCGUCUCAACGGUGAUGACCCGUGAAAACCUCAUACCUCGCACCCAGCCCAAACGUGAGGGUGACCUGUCGGACACCGUUGUCGCUUUGAUACCCUUCUGGGAUAUGGCAAAUCAUCGUAAUGGCACCAUUACGACCUUUUUCAAUAUGGAAACCCAGCAAGUGGAGAGCAGUGCCCAGGAGGAUUAUAAGGCGGGCGAGCAGAUCUUUAUUUACUAUGGUGAUCGCAACAAUUCGGAUUUGAUGAUUCACAAUGGUUUCAUAAAUCUCUCAAAUCCCAAAGAUAAAAUAUCGAUUAAACUCGGCCUAAGUCCAUCCGAUGUGUUGUACGAAAAACAUGCCAAACUUUUGGAACUUAUCAAUAUACCAAAGAAUAGCGAAUUGAAGAUACUGCCGGCGCCCGAAUUUAUUUCCCCAGAACUUUUGGCUUUUGUUUGAGUCUUCAAUAUGAACGAAGAGCAGUUGGAUCAUUGGAUUGGCAAUGCGGAACGAGCCACGGAUUUAUUGCACAUCGACUGUGCAUUGGAAACAAAAACGUGGCAAUAUCUGCGAACACGUUUGAUGCUGCUGUUACGUGUCUUCGCCCAAACCCUGGAGGAGGAUGAAAGCCAGUUGGUCUUGGUGAAGGAGAAGAAGGUGGAGAUGAGUUCGACGGCAGCAAUGAUAUUGGAAUAUCGUGUUCUGGAGAAACGUAUAUUGGCAGCGGCCCUGGCAUAUGCCAAACAAAGGACAAAAGCCUAGAUGGGCAGAG
Musca vetustissima is the source of this 755-nucleotide messenger RNA. RefSeq names its product actin-histidine N-methyltransferase-like. Lineage: Eukaryota; Metazoa; Arthropoda; Insecta; Diptera; Muscidae. The transcript is spliced from 2 exons. The annotation marks the transcript as partial. The record is from RefSeq and is a predicted model, not a curated record. Gene Ontology annotation, biological process: peptidyl-lysine dimethylation; peptidyl-lysine trimethylation; peptidyl-lysine monomethylation. Gene Ontology annotation, molecular function: histone H3K4 methyltransferase activity; transcription coactivator activity; histone H3K36 methyltransferase activity.